This is a messenger RNA of Anoplopoma fimbria (sablefish), 2377 nucleotides long. RefSeq names its product ring finger protein 11a (gene rnf11a). The coding region runs from base 166 to 609 and encodes 147 amino acids. The transcript has 3 exons. Lineage: Eukaryota; Metazoa; Chordata; Actinopteri; Perciformes; Anoplopomatidae. The record is from RefSeq and is a predicted model, not a curated record.
UGUGUUUUUGUAGCCACAAGAAGGCAGAACGCAAAACAAACGCACGAGCGACACCUCCCCGCGGACGGCCUGCGUCACCGCCUCCCGACAGACACGUCGUUAGCCCGAUAGCUCAGCUCAGCCGGCCUCAGAGCCGAGCCUCAUGGUGUCGGGUCAGUCGGGUCAAUGGGGAACUGCCUGUUCGCACAAGGAGCGGACGACCUGUCGCUGCUGAACGAGUCCGAGGGGGGCAGUCUGCCCGGGGAGCCGCCUCCACCCUACCAGGAGCGCAACCAGCCUGUGCCAGUGUACCAUCCCAACCCGGGGGAGAGUCGCCUGGCUUACCAGCUGACCGAGGAGGAGCAGAUCCGCAUUGCCCAGCGAAUCGGUCUCAUCCAUCAUCUGCCCAAAGGCAUCUUCAACCGGGGCUCCGACCCCUCUGACAAGAAAGUUAAAGAGUGUGUGAUCUGCAUGAUGGAUUUUGAGUACAGCGACCCCAUUCGGUUCUUGCCCUGUCUUCACAUCUACCACGUGGAUUGCAUUGACCCCUGGCUGAUGCGCUCCUUCACCUGCCCCUCCUGCAUGGAGCCGGUCGAUGCAGCCCUGCUGUCUUCUUACGAAACCAACUGAGCAGCCCCUCAACGGCUGCUCCUGCCUAAAAGUAACUGCACCUUUUGUAGCCGAAAACUGUCCAAGCUGUUCCAACAGGUAGCCGAGGUGAUGUGGAAUUAUGCAGAUGUUUGCAGGGUGUUUUAGGAUGCAGACAGGUGUUGAGAACUGUGCCCCACACUACGUCACUUAAAGUCUGAUAUGCACCUAUUUGGGCUUUGGAAACUCUUUGCCUUUAACAGUAGGACGAUGUGCCAAAUCAAGCUAGAUGAAGAAUACAGAAAGCUGUACACGUAGCAAAAUAUUACUGCAAAGUAAUGUCACUUUUGUACGACCGACAGUCUAUUUUAAUUUGUGAUUUUUUUAACUGUAAUUGGAUGCAUUUCACCAUUGUGGUUUACUUCCCCUUUUUAGACCUAAUGUGCAAUAUGUAAUAUCAAUGGAGAAAAUGCAAAAAAAUGUUCUCCGUCUGUUGAAGUUGUUGUGUUUUUAAAGAACAUGUGGCCUUGAAUGUCACAAAAACACAGGCCUCUCUACUGAUAUGCAAUCAUCAGGACACAGAAACAUUAUUUUUUUUCUGAACAAAGAUAUGCUAAAAGGUCCCACGACCGUUUAUGUCUACAGCGCCACGAGAUGGAAUGGUGUCCAUUUAGAUGCAAUCUAUUUUAUUUGACUAAGGUUGUCAGUACUGUUGCUUUUCCUUUUGAAGCUGCUCUUAAAAAUGUGGAUCUUGUUUUUUUGGGGGGUUUUUCCUAUCCCACAAUAUAGAUAAUCUCCUUUGCUUUGCCUUGAGCUUGUGCUCUCUGUUUUGUUUUCAAAAUCAGUCCUUAGUGUGCCCUUUUCAUUGUUUACUGCCAGUGACAUUUACAAAGACAACACAUGCUGUGCACCUUGGGAUACCUCUCAUCCGUAUCCUGUAGAGUUCUUAGGUGUGUGUGUGUGUGUGUGUGUUUUUGUAGGAGACGGUGGCUAGAGAUUGGCAUGUCGAGGUGUCGUUGUGAAUUGUCAGUUGUGAACCUCGUUGUAGUUCCUUCUCUUUUUCUAGUUCGAAGCUGUUGGGGUUUGUUUUUGUGGUGACCGCCUUCUUACAGCAAGUGAUGCAUUUCCAAAACUCCUGGUUCUGGUCAAACAAAAACACUUUCAUCUUUUGGUACUCUCUGAUACUGUCCGCGUUAUGUAUAGCACAAACAAGUAAAAAUGCUGAAAGAGACGCCACAGUAGCAGAACGGACUGUGUCUUGAAUGUAAAGCAUUAUUUCAGCUUUUGAAGGUUUGGACAGUACACGUGACAAUAAGAGGACAUAUUUCUGAUUUACUCAGGCUGCUGUGCCUUUUUAAGUUUGAGGUAAGCCAAUUCCUGUGAAGUACAAUCAUUUCUGACAUGACUUUUUCAUUUUCCUUUAGUUGUCCUCUAGGGGGAAACAGAUACCAGCACUGUACUGAUUUGUGUCGCUUUGAAUUAAACCAGAAAUGAAGCCAGGUUUGCUCUGGCUGCUGUUAACAAUCAGUUUGUGUUUUCAUUUAUAAUGUGUGCCAGCGGUGUGCAGAUGUUAAAAAGUGGACACCAGAUUUUACACAUUAUGUGUUGUCUUUUUAUGUUGUGUGUUAAAGCCAAAGUGGUCUAGUUCAUUGUUUUCCAGCAGUUGUGUUUAAUAAGUGUGCAAUUCUUUGAACAGGGAAUGUUUCAGUGUUUAACCAGAAACUAUUAUAAGACCAAGGGCCAAAAGAACAGCAGGCUCAAAACAUUAGUGCAAAUGUCAACCAGCUGCACCCCGAACAUCCGCAGUGUC